Messenger RNA from Eleginops maclovinus (Patagonian blennie), 1880 nucleotides. RefSeq names its product cystine/glutamate transporter. The record is from RefSeq and is a predicted model, not a curated record. Bases 293 to 1735 code for a protein of 480 amino acids. Gene Ontology annotation, molecular function: L-amino acid transmembrane transporter activity. NCBI's taxonomy places the organism in Eukaryota, Metazoa, Chordata, Actinopteri, Perciformes, Eleginopidae. Gene Ontology annotation, cellular component: membrane. The transcript has 12 exons. Gene Ontology annotation, biological process: amino acid transmembrane transport.
GGAAGAGGGGGACAUGAGGCCAGUUUUGCCUCUCGCUACCGUUACUGCUGCAAAUGUGUGCCCAGAAGGGUUAGCUGGAUACCUAAAGAGGACUACUGUUUGUUGAAGCAGUUAGGAUCCUGCUGCUGUCUUGUUGUUGAGCAGCAAUACCCUGAGAAGGAGACAAAAAGAGGUAAGAUCUUUAGUUUGCAGGACGAUAUACCAUGUUGGUGUGCAUUUUAAAUGAUCAGAAUUAGGAAACUAAAGUGUGGUCAGUUUGAGGUGUCUAAGUGGUAUCUACAGCCACAGAGAAAUGGACGGGACACAAGUGAAGAAAGAGAAGACAGAAGAGGAGGUGGUGCACCUUCGGAGAGAGAUCGGGCUGCUGCCUGCCGUGUCUUUCAUCAUCGGCACGGUUGUGGGCAGUGGGAUUUUCAUCGCACCAAAGGGGGUCCUAAUAAACAGUGGCAGCGUGGGGCUCUCUCUGCUGGUCUGGGCACUGUGUGGGGUCCUCUCCUUGUUUGGGGCCCUGUGUUAUGCUGAACUGGGCACCAGCUUCACAAAAUCAGGGGGCCACUACACUUACCUGCUGGAGACACUGGGACCACUGCCUGCUUUUUUACGACUCUGGGUUGAGUUCUUUUUCAUCAGGCCGGCUGUGGCUUCCUAUGUGGCCCUGGCGUUUGGCCGCUAUGUGGUGGAGCCGUUCUUUGCACCGUGCGAUCCUCCCAUAGUACUGAUCAGACUUGUCAGCAUCCUGGGAUUGACGUUUGUCGUGGUGGUGAACUGCUGGAGUGUGACCAUGGCCUCCCGCACUCAGGUCACCUUGACUUUUAUCAAGAUGUUUGCUCUGGUCCUCAUCAUUGUCCCUGGUGUCAUUGCACUGGCCAAAGGAAAAACUGAGAACUUCCAGAAUGGCUUUGAAGUUGAGUCCAUAACACUGGAUAGGUUGCCACUGGCCUUCUAUAAUGGCCUAUAUGCUUACGGUGGAUGGUUUUAUCUGAACUUUGUCACAGAAGAGGUCAUAAACCCAAACAGAAACAUCCCGCUGGCAAUAAUCUGCUCCAUGGUGAUGGUGACGGUCUGUUAUGUGCUUGUAAACGUGGCCUAUUACACCAUGAUGACUCCUGCUGAGCUGCUGCUGUCUGAGGCUGUGGCUGUGACGUUUGCGAACCGUGCGCUCCAGGGAAUGGCCUCUGUGAUUCCCUUUCUUGUUGCUCUUUCCUGCCUUGGAGCGCUUAACGGUGGUUUCUUUGGGGCACCGAGGAUGCUGUUUGUGGGAGCCAGGGAGGGUCACUGGCCUCCAAUCUUUUCCAUGAUUCACAUCCGCAGACACACGCCUUUGCCUGCUGUGCUGUUAUUGUACCCCUUGGUGGUAGUGAUGUUGACGACAGGAGAGAUCUACCAGCUCAUCAACUUUGCCUCCUUUUCUCGCUGGUUCUUCAUUGCCUUAGCAACCCUGGGGAUGCUCAUCCAUCGAUAUCGCUACCCCCUCCACCCAAGACCUUUCAAGGUGCCACUGGUCAUCGCGGUCACAUUCACCGUGGUCUGCUUCUUCAUCGUGGGUCUGUCUCUGUACUCGGACCCCUGGAACACAGGGAUCAGCUGUGCUCUCACCCUGACCGGGGUCCCAGUUUACUAUCUGACCGUAUACCGCUACCGCCUGCCCCAUUCAUGGAGACGCAUCUUCGACUACUUGAGCAAGCAGCUGCAGAUACUUUUGGAAGUGGCUCAGCAGGAAGUGCAAACAUACUGAAGGCCGUUCUCUUCUGAAUUCCGCAUUAAGAAGUCCCAGAGUACUUUUUUGUUAAGUGUUUGAACAUUUGUUUUAGGUGUCCAUUUUGAUAUGAAAAUAACUGUGAUAUGCUGAUUUGAGAUAACUAUUAAAACUACAAAUGAAA